AUGUGGCCGUGGGCAACGAUUUGUGCCCAUUUAUUGUUGUUAUGCACGUUGUUCGUCGACGCACAACACCAUCCCUGUGCGCUACCGCAAAUUGCCUGUGCAGCACGUCUUAGAUCAUAUCCACCCACCCCACAACCUUCUGCAGACGAUAGCUCUGGAUUAGAGGCAUCUGGCUGGGACGAUUCACCUGUUUAUGAUGAAUUCCUUUUACCGUUAUCGCCGUUCGACUUCACUGCUGACGCCAAUGUCACUCACCACGAGAUAUGCGAAUGUGCUUCGGAUUCGAAUUGUUCAUUUGCAAACGAAGAUCAUGUAAUUCAACUUGAUCCUACCAUUGAGCUGGCCUUCUGUCAUCGAACCGAAGAGAUAUUCAAAAUUCCAUGUCGCGGUCGUCGUGGAGUGAUACGUGUGAUUGGACGUAUUCACGAAACGGGAGAAGCGUUGACUUCAAUCAACGAGUCUGUUAUAUUUUGCAGCUGUGAACGAGGUUAUCAGCGAAUUCGUGUUGAACCGUGGAUAAACGAUUUGUAUGCAUUCAUUUACAAAUGCGUUUGA
Anisakis simplex (herring worm) is the source of this 555-nucleotide messenger RNA. Lineage: Eukaryota; Metazoa; Nematoda; Chromadorea; Rhabditida; Anisakidae. The record is from the annotation of a GenBank genome assembly.